UUCUAUAAAACCGACCGUUCAAGCUGCAGCUCUGGACAGAUGAGGAGGGGGUGAGGGGUGGCCGGUGGUCCGUGCGUAACGGAGGAAGAGGGCUCGCUGCUUUUUCUGACCGGUUGGUAAAAGUAUAGCCAAACAGUUCUGUGACGGCGGAACAGCCAAUGAACAUAAAUGGUGCGUCGUGACGCAACAGGGCCCCGUUGAUAAGGAGCGGAGAGUCCAACCGGGACCUGAGAAGGAGGAACGGCGGUUUUGGGGGGCCUGCAAACACUCGCCUAUCAUCAGUCAACGUAAAGCCAACUCCUCCUCCUCUGCUGUUACGCACAUGUAUGCAGCCUCCUUGGCAAAAGACAAAACAUCAACUAAACAGACUACUGUAAAGGAAAACUGCUUCUUCUAGACGACCGGCGGGAUUUUAUAAGGCAAAGCCUGUGUGUUUUUGAUUUUUUCGAUUUUUCUCUGCAAAGAAAAAGUAGCUUGAGAGACGUAAAUCAGCUGCUGUAAGCAUCAACUUGGACUGUUGAACCUGGAGGAGGAGAAAGCCUUUAUCACAAGCUCUCUGGCAGCUUUUUCUCUAUUUUUAUUUUGGGGGAAAUUGAAUUUUUCUGACUGUGUGAUGCAACAGAAGGCUACUAUCCAUCCAUCUUUUGGCAGUGCCAGUUAUAUAUAGUUAACUGUUCUUCAAAAAAGGGGGGAGAGAAAUUUGCCAAUGCCUUGCAGACUGUCGAAACCCUGAAAUAUUACUCCCAGCGAGGAGGAGGCUUCGGUGCUGAGACACAUACAGCGGGAGCUUCCAUAGUUGGUAUGUUUAUUCACCGUACAUGGAAAAGAUGUAGAAACAGUAAUGCUGGUAACGCCGUAAAUCCAAUCUUACUUGAUAGAAAAUAGACUCCAGGAAGAGUAGCGAAAUCUGUACGGUUAUUAAUGAAUUAAUCAUAGCUUAUUAAUAAUGAGAGCUGCAGAGAUUCGGAUGACGGUUUCCAUUGGCAGAUGAGACGUAGUGUGGAGAACACGUGUUCAAUUUUUCCCUCAUAUUUUUUCCUCCCUGAUCUGGAUUUCUCACUUGUCACGGCGAGAAAGGAAAACCAAAAAAAAAAAAAAAAAAAAAAGAAUCGAGAAUUUUGAGUGGCAUUAUUGCGCAGGGUUUUGCCUCUGAUGGACAUCUUGGCUUGCAGAUCCGAAGAGAACAGUUAUAAUAUCCUCCCGUCUGCUGCAACGAUGCUUUUCCAUGGCCUCCCUGGAGGCGACGUGCACGGUGUGGUGGAAGAAAUGGACCGGAGAGGAAAAAGCGAGUCAGCAGCCAUCAGCUCAGCCAUCGAUAUGGGGGAAUCAGAGACGUCCAUGCCGUGUAUGGCUAACGAGCGUGUAGCUCUGUGCGCGGGCUGCGGCAGGAAGAUCGCGGACCGCUACUACCUGCUGGCCGUGGACAAACAGUGGCACAUGCGCUGCCUCAAGUGCUGCGAGUGCAAACUCAACCUGGAGUCCGAGCUUACUUGCUUCAGCAAGGACGGCAGCAUCUACUGCAAGGAGGACUACUACAGAUUUUCGGUGCAGAGAUGCGCUCGGUGCCACCUGGGGAUCUCAGCCUCGGAGAUGGUGAUGCGGGCCCGAGACCUGGUCUACCACCUCAACUGCUUCACCUGCACCACCUGCAGCAAGAUGCUCACCACCGGGGACCACUUUGGCAUGAAGGAUAGUCUGGUGUACUGCCGGCUGCACUUUGAGACUCUCAUUCAGGGAGAAUAUCAGACACAUUUUAACCACGCGGACGUUGUCCCACACAAAGGCCUGGGCCCGGCCAACACGCUCGGACUAUCCUACUUCAACGGCGUGGGGACAGUUCAGAAAGGACGGCCCAGGAAGAGGAAAAGCCCCGGGCCGGGGGCCGAGCUGGCUGCUUAUAACGCAGCACUGAGCUGUAACGAGAAUGACGGCGAGUCCAUGGACCGGGACUCUCAGUACAGCUCCAGUCAGAAGACCAAGCGCAUGCGGACGUCUUUCAAGCACCACCAGCUGAGGACCAUGAAGUCCUACUUCGCCAUCAACCACAACCCAGACGCCAAGGACCUCAAGCAGCUCGCCCAGAAGACUGGCCUCACCAAGCGGGUCUUACAGGUAUGGUUUCAAAACGCUCGGGCCAAGUUCAGGCGGAACCUGCUGCGGCAAGAGAGCACCGGGGUGGACAAGGCGUCCGACGGCUCCACGCUGCAGGGGGGCACGCCGUCCGGACCGGCCUCGGAGAUCUCCAAUGCCUCCAUGAGCCCCUCCAGCACCCCCACCACCCUGACAGACUUGACCAACCCCACCAUGCCCACUGUCACCUCUGUGCUCACCUCGGUGCCGGGCAGCAUGGACGUCCACGAGUGCCGGAGCCCGUCACAGACCACGCUGACCAGCCUCUUCUGAUGAACCCAGUAACUCGCCCCUGCUCCCUGCUCCCACUUACCUCUGCUCCUUCUGGAUCUAAUACUGAGCACUGUUCACUCCUAGGAACACUCAACGGAUUAGAAAAGAGAAGGAAACUGAACAACAAAAAAAAAAAAGACUUCACUUCUCUGUGAGUCCAUUAGAGACUAUUUGCAUAGUGAGGCGGCCAAGCCUUACAGAUGGAACAGUUGUUGUUAUUUUGAUGUUGUUGUCUUGUUGAGAACUGAGGAAGCUUGAUUUGCAUUUUCCAAUGUUUACAGAAUGAGACUGCAGAGGGGGGGAAAAAACUGCUUCAUUUUUGAAAAUUCUUUUUUUUUUUUCUUUUUUCCCCAGCACAGUAUUUAUGUUGUUGUACAAGAGUCACUGUUAGAAGGAUUGUGAAAAAUUCUUUCUUUCUUUUUUUUUUUUUUUGAAAUCUGAGAUUAAACACAGGUUACAAUAUCCUACGACUGCAGUGUGCCUUACAGUCCAUUUAUCGUAACUGCUGUUCUAAACAUUUGAUAACAUGUGAACGAACAGGGCUGGGCGGUAUGGGUACAUUACCUCUACUGCUUGUACGCAUGUAUGUGUGUGUAUGUGUGAGCGUGUGCGUUCUUUGAUCUGUUCCUGUUUGUGUUGGUGUGUCUGCACGUGCUGUGCUUUAAUAAAAAAAAAAAAAAGAAAAAAGUAAAAGCACAGUGAUGUGAGUUAUGGCAAACUAAUUAUUGUUUGUUUUUUAAGAAUCUCCUCCUCACUUUGUCAGUAACAGGAUUUGAACAGAGCUCAAAAGCUGCUGUACACGAGGACAUAGUGUUCAAACACGACUAUUUCAUUUGAUUAAAUGCAGAACUGAUCUCCAGAGAGACCUCACAUGUUACUGUAUGUAUAUGUUGUGUAAGGACUACUGCUUUCAGCUCCCAAAAAUAUUCCGCUUUUAGUUUGCGUCGAAACACAUUCACCUAAGCCGUGAACUCCUUCCCUGCUCAGGGGGAAACAUCAGUGAUAUAAUCUGUAACCAGAGAGAAAUAUCUACUGUUAGGGUGCAAUAUUAUUAUUCAUGUCUCUAAAGACAAGGCAUUCCACUUAUAUUGCGAUUAUUUGAUUAUAUUAAUUGAAGAAAAAAAAAGUCUUUCAUUAGUUAUGAAAAUGUGUGGAUUUAUUUUUUUUUUCCAUUUCUGAGGAAGCUUAAAAUUGUGUUGCUGUGUUGAAUUUCUUUUUAUUUUUUAAUUUUUUUUUUGUUGAGCGGGAUGGAAAAACACAUGCUGUGAAUGGGAGGAGAGCUGCUGGUGGAACACACUGAUCGGUCCCAGGCUGCUGUAACGAACCUCACUGAGCUUUUCAUGCUGUGCUGCUUCUGCACAAUCCUGUAAACAUCCCUGUUGUCCUCAGCUCUGUAAGAAAUAUAAACACUAUCAAUUAUAA
Messenger RNA from Mugil cephalus (flathead mullet), 3825 nucleotides. It is a transcript of the gene lhx2b, whose product is annotated as LIM homeobox 2b. NCBI's taxonomy places the organism in Eukaryota, Metazoa, Chordata, Actinopteri, Mugiliformes, Mugilidae. The coding region runs from base 1153 to 2403 and encodes 416 amino acids. The transcript is spliced from 5 exons. The record is from RefSeq and is a predicted model, not a curated record. Gene Ontology annotation, molecular function: RNA polymerase II transcription regulatory region sequence-specific DNA binding; DNA-binding transcription factor activity, RNA polymerase II-specific. Gene Ontology annotation, cellular component: nucleus. Gene Ontology annotation, biological process: regulation of transcription by RNA polymerase II; neuron differentiation.